ACCCAGCGAGAGAGAGACAGACAGAUAAACUGGAGACGUGGGGAGGCCAGUUCUUGCUUGUGUUAUUUAGCUCCACGCGUGAGAGAGGACCAGAAACAUACCUGGAUUCUUCUCUUCGCUUUACCUGCUUGCACGGUAACUUUUUUUUAAUCCUUAGAUAGAGAAUGAGUAGUCCAGAUGUAGGCUACAUGAGCGACGAUCAGACAAACCUUCACCACCACCCGCUCCAUCACCUGCAAACGCACCAACACCACCACCAGCAGCGCCAACGACAGCAUCACCUGCUGCACUUGCAGCAGCAGACCCCGCUCGUGUCCUCGGCUGCUCUGUGGCCGGGUGGCGCGGCCCCCCGCGCGGCGCCGAGUCCCGUCCAGGUGGGCCCGGGUUCGAGUCCAGGUACUGGCCCGCGGGGCGUUCAGGCUGUCACGGAGGUUGCGAAGAGGACGCAGGAGGGAGGCGGCGGUGCCAGUGGCGGCAGCAGCAGCAGCAAGACGCAGCAACAAGGAGAAGCGCGCAUCCCGCGACCCAUGAACGCGUUCAUGGUCUGGGCCAAGGAUGAGAGAAGGCGUCUGGCCAAACAGAACCCAGAUCUGCACAAUGCUGAGCUCAGCAAGAUGCUAGGCAAGUCUUGGCGCGCGCUGACCCCGGAGAGCCGGCGCCCGUGCGUGGAGGAGGCAGAGCGGCUGCGCUUGCUGCACCUGAGCGAGCACCCAGACUACAAGUAUCGCCCGCGGCGCAAGAAGCAGCCCAAGCGCCUCCCGCACAGCGCCAAGCGAGGUGGCGGUGGUGGUGCUCAGCCAGGAGCAGGGGGCCCGGGGGAUGGGACCCGGGUGUCUGGGGGCCCCGCUUCCCUCUCCUCCCUGCCGCCUCCUCUGCCGCCGGGGUUCGGCCACCGCGAACGGCGGCACCAGCAGCAGCAGGGCGUGGUGCACUACCGCGAGCUGCAGCCGGCGCCGCUGCACUACACGCAGCAGCAGCAACGGGCGCCAUGUGGGCUGCCCACCCCAGAGCGCUCCCCUCCCGCGGACGACUCCAGCUCGGCGUCGUCGCCCGCAUCGUCCGUCUCGUCCUCGUCCGCGUACCCGCCGACAAUGUACCUGGGCUCGCACCUUCACCCUGACUACUACGCUACCGCUGCAGUGGAGAACGGGUACCCAGCCGCUGAGUUGGCCGUCCCCGCGCCGCUGUAUGGAUACCACCAGCUCGGGGCCUGCAGCGGCAGCGGCAGCUACCAGGGCCAGGAGGUGGGGGCCUCCAGCCAGCAGAUCCACGCAUCUCCGUACCACGGCGGCGGUAGCGGUGGUGGGGGCUCUGCGCACUGUGCCCUCUAUGCGCUGCAUGGAGUGGGGACCGACCCGACUUCAUUCAGCUUCGGGCAGCCCUCGCCUCCGCCGGAGCCACCCAGGGCCUCCCACUCGCAGGUGCUGGAGGUCCUGGAGCCGUUCGGCCAGUACCUGGAGGAGGUGGAUCGCAGCGAGCUGGACCAGUACCUCAUGCUGGCACCGUGCGCGGAGGUGGCGGUGUCGUCCAGCUGCUCCACACCAAUCCAAAAUUCCACUUCCUCCUCCACCUGCCUCUCCGGAGAGUCCAACCUCAUCUCGGCUCUCUCCAGCGCCACGGCAGUGUACAACAACUAUUACAGCUAGCGGAGGCAGGCAACAGCGCGUCUCCCCCACCCCCUACCUGUGGCGUAGCGGAACGGUCGGCCACAGGAUGCCACAGUGGCCUUAGUUUGUGGUUUCUAGGGAUUGAUGAUGAAUGCGAGGUGUGGUUUUGAGGAUCCCUCCACCACCCUCCUGCAUGAGUCCUUUUCUGAAACGCACGCAAUCAGCACGAGAUGCGCAAAGACGUUUUUUCGCACGGGACCUACGAGUUGCUUACACGUAUGCAAAAUAACACAAUCACGGACACUGGUGGUGGUGUCACGAAGCCAACUUUGGCGAGAUUUUGAGUGUUUAAUCCAAUGCGUGGCUUUUGUCCUAGCGGGGUGGGCCUGUGUAAACAUUAGUAGACUCGGAUUUAUUAUUUUAAAGAUGAUUGAACUUGCCAAAAAUGUGGGUUCGAGCUGCUCCUUACAUUUCCAUUCUCUCGUUUAAGAUUCCUCACCUUGGCCAAAUUCCUCUUCCUUACCCAUACCAGCACAGCCAACAAAAUCCUAACGCUGUUGUCAAUUCACCUUUUUUUAUUUUACAGGCAUGCGCGUACCGUUUAGUAUCCACGUUUUUAUCACCAAUUUCCGUUCAGCAUAUCUAUUCAAAUAUAACUUGUUAAAAUUGCCACAACGCUGCGCUCGUAAGUUUCCGUCGUGCCCAACGUGAAUUUAGGCCCGAGGCUGUGGAGCCCUGGUGCAGGUGCUGUGCAUUAAUCAUUCAGGGCGCAACAUCUGUGCAUGCGCGCGCGCCUCCGUCUCCUAUCUCUCUCUCUCUCGCUUCCCGAGUACCGUGAAAUGGGAUUGGUGGGGGGUGGGUGGUGGUGUUGCUUGGAUGACAGAAAAUGCCCUGCCCCUUAGCUGUUGGCCUGACCAUCGCAUGGCAGCGGGCGAGGUAAAAUAUUGAUGAGGCCUCGUCACGUGUGGGAACGAGGUGAACGAGACGAAGAGGUGUUGGCGUUGUUGUUGUGACCCCCCCCCCCACGCCCCACCCUCGAUGUCUGUGGACUGUGGCUUGUUGACGCGGACAGCUGUGGAGGGGGCAAACUGCGUGCGUGUGCGGCGGCUUGUUGUUUGUUGUUUUGUGUGGGGGUUUGUGUUUAACUUUGUUUUUAAACGCGGUUUUUGUAAUCCACCUGGUAGUGGUGGUGUAGCGUGUUCGACACCCAAGCACGAAAAACAAUCUCUUGUUGGGCCAGGGUUAUCGACACGACCAUUGUUUUUUUUUGUCUUUCAUUUACAAAACUUCCAAGUUGGGUUUCUUUCCCCCCCCCCCCACCUUAAAAAAAAAACACACAGGAUGUAUUUGUGACUGGAAUUUGGCCACAAUCCUCUCACAAAGCAGCAAAAUGUUUUGUUGGGGAGAGUUGUAGGUUUUUUGUGUACUGCAUUUGAAAACUCCGUCCGUUCCCGUGGUGUUGUUCCUCAUAACCAACCAGAGUGUGGUGUCAGACGGGCUGCCAUCAAGAUCUCCUUAAACGCUUUGUGUAUUGCUGGUAUGUAUUGUAAUGCAAUUAGUUUUCUCCGACUCGAGCCCUGUGCCAAAGAGGAUUGUUUUGGGUAAAUGUUUUGGCUCUCACCGCUUUCUGUUGAAAUUGCGUGUACAAUUUUUUUUUGCCACGUGGUGUGUAUGUGUGCAUGUUUACGGAGUGUGGUCUGUGGUGGGAGGGAGGUGGGUCUGUACACACCAAAGGUCUUUCUUCAUAUGCAACAUGCGAGACCAACUUUAAAAUGUAUACCGCGUGUAUGUGGAGGCAGCCUCUUAAUACAACUCUCUGGGCUGGGGAGGGCGAUAUACACGGAAUCCGGUUCAACGUCGCCUAUUUAUACUUGUACUAGCGGGAAGUGCCCAGCGUUGCCCAGGCAAAAAAGGCAGACGCGCACAUCGACCUGCACACAUUUGCAGACAUUGACCCACACACAAAGACAUCGCCUUAUACACAGACACACACAAAGAAAAGGAGUUACACACUCACAUGGAACCACGCACACAUCGACUCUCGCACACACACACAUGGACCCUGAGACACACACAUCGACUAAUGCACACUCGUAUAGCCUCACAUUAACAGGCAUCGACUUUAGAUACACUCGCACGUGCAGCUACACGCACACAAAGAAAAGUUCUUAAACACUCGCAUGGAGCCACACGCACAUCGGCUAAUGCACACAAAGACAUACGGACUCGCGCACACACACAGGCAUCGACUUUAGAUACGCACACAUGCAGAGACAUACAGACACAUCGACGCGCGCGCACACAAAGUGAUUGACUUACACAGUGAAAUGGAGCUUCACAAACACACAUCGACUGAUACACGGACGUAGACACACGCACAUGGUGGCAGACACGGACAGGGACUCGCGCGCACAAGGAUCUAGAGGCAAUUUAGAAUAUAUAAGUAUAGAUCAACGAAAUGUAGAAAUCGUAGUAGUCGGCACCCAAACAUGAUUGUAAUAUUUGUAAGGUGAAUCUUUAAAAUGCAGGGUUCUAGCAACGUUAGUCGGACACACAAAAUAGUAAUAAUGGGCAAGGGCUUUAUAAAGUAUUCGGUGUGAGUACACACAAAGUUUGACUAUUUCCAAGGUGAUUUUUUUUUUAAUGGCAGGUUUGUAAUGUACGCGAGUUUAGCGAAAGAAGCAAGGAAGAUGAAUACUAAUUUUCUGCACAAACUUUUCUAAUGUAAUGUUUGGAAGGUGAUCAUUGAAAGCAUAGGUUACAAUGUACGAGAGUUUAGCGAAGGAAGCAAAGAAUAGAACUGUCAGUUGUCUGCACACAAACGGUAUAAACGUAAUAUUUGCAAGGUGGUGAUAAAAGACGUAUGUUUCUAAUGAAGGCGAGUUGACACAUUAAAAAAUAUAAUAAUGACCAAGUGAAUUUCAAAAUAUUAAUUGUAGGCAGUCAAACAAAAAUAGCUGUCUGCACACAAACGUAGGCAAUGUAAUAUUAGGAAGGUAAUUAUAAAAAAAACCGGGGUUGCUAUCAAGGUGAGGUUAGGGAAAGAAUAAAAGGAUAUUGUGUCUAAACAUUGGCGUGAUGAGGCCUAGUCUCGUGCAGAGCCCUCGGCCUCGCCUAGUUUUUCCAGUCGGGCGUGGUGUGUUGGCAGGCUGGGGGCUGGGCUGCCCCCCCUCCCCCCGCGCUCCAAUAAUACAAUGGAAGCGCUAUAAUAGGAAUAUAUCGGGGCUCUAUAAUAGUUUGAGGACGCAUUGGGGUGGGGAGAAGAGGACCUCGCACUGUGAAGAAAUAACGGAAGUGUUUGUGUACUUUUGCUACAUGUUUAACGUGAAUGAAAAUUUGUGCCGAUCGUGUGUGCGUUGCUCAGGGACAACCCCUGUCAGCAGUGCAAAGUGUAAUUUGAGAUAUGUGUGUGACUUGGCCUGUAGAGUGUGCAGGCGAAAAAAGAAUGCCUCGCACCUCCGGCGAUGGCGCGUGUGGACUGCUAGGGGCUAACCUAGUGGGCGUUGUGCGCAAGUGCAGCCUGCUGCGUUGUCACUCCCCGAGUGGCGAACGGAAAUAAGGGCAAAAGUAAUAUUUAAAUAAAGAUAAAUCGCAAACAAAUGCUAUUUAAACUAAUGAAAAGGUAUUGGACGGGAAAACGGAAUAGCGCUUGCCCAGCGCGGGGCUUACGGCGUGGUACCUGGCAAAAAUGUGUUCACAUAAACCCCACCGUUUGAGAGCCAAAUCCCUCGCAAGCGCACGUGCACAGACAGGCAGACGGAAAGACAAAACAUACUUAUAGGUUAGAAGAUAACCCAUCGUAAGUUGCCCAAUGGAAGUUACUACUUAAACGACUUUUAUUCUUUUUACGUUGACAUCACUUUCAAACAACUUUUUCAUCUUUCUGAAUGCUAUUGGUGCCGAUGCACAAUUUAUUGUGGAGGCAACCGUCAAACGCGUUUUUUUGUAUUUAUUUGCUCGGACUCGAAACGUGCCCGGUGGUGGUUGUAGUUGUGGUGGAUGCCAUGCGUGAUUUUUAUCCAAUUACGCAAGACUGGCAACGUGGAGAUGCUACCGUCGACGCGCGGUUUUCCACGCCCGUCAUCUUUUGUCAGUUUGAAGGCAGAUCUUGCCUUCCACAUUCGCCUUGCCUGUACGCACCCACCGCAUCGCAACAUCCUUCCUUGCAUGACGCUUGUGUACAGUUUCACCAAGCAGGUGUUUUUUUGCCAUUAUCACCAUCGUGCGAAAAGCCACACUUGUUUAUAUAUUAUGAUAAUAUUUAAUUGCGCUGAAAUGCUGUUUGUGUUAGCCACGUUGUGCGGCGCACGUGUGCUGUGGUGGUUUUUGGGGGAUGCGUAAAUAAUGAAGGCUGCGUUGGUAGUGCCAUGACCACUGAAGGAGGGAAACCCCCUCCCUCCGGUGUACUGCGAGCGAGAGGCGCCAACGUGCUGUUGGCAUCGGCCAUUGUGGGGGGCCCACACGGAGCGACGCAGUGUGCGUGGUUCGGCCCGGCGGUCGUGCGACUUUGUGCAUGUGGGGUUGGGGGGGGACGUGUAUUUUUUAUAUAUAUAUAUAAAGAUCUGUAAUUUCACACACUCACUUUUUUUGUCGAGAUUUUUUUCUAUAGUGUCGGUUUCGCGGAGCUUCCUUUCCCGCAGCUGCAGUAUUUAUCACUUCUCUUCCUUCCUCGGGCCCGCGGAAUGCCUCCGUUAUCUUGACCUCUCCCGGUGGCGGUGUGGCCUCCUCCCCUCAGACGGUGGAGGCGGCGCGCUGAUGGGGAUUAGAUUUGGAAUCUCCCGUUCCUGUUGGUGCUGCGUCGGUAGCCACCCUCGCGCAUCUCCAAUGCACGCUCCAAAACAUAUUCUGUAUGGCGUUGCGCGGCCGUACUUAAUUGCCCCGGGGGGGGUAACAAUUAUUGGGAAAAACCUGGAAGCGUUUUUGGGCCUCACCCUGCUGAUGAUAAUUGUAGUUGUUGAAACUUGCUCGGUGCUCUAUACUAACUGUUGAGGGGGGGUGGGGACAACAAAAACUUAGAUGCACAUUUUAGCCACAAACCCGACCCUUUCCCCUGCAUUGCCCUCCAAUCUGCCGAGAAGGCAUUUUGUACAAUACUGCUCCGUUGUAGGCUGUCGGCAUUUCGCUAAACGCUGCAAGGGUCGUGGGGUUGGUUGAUUGCAGCAAGAGGCCGUGUGUCUCGGGUACUAUGUACGUGACCAGCCCUUUUGUCAAUCCACUUUUAUGGGUGAUGGGGCAUUGACUGGACUCUUAUUUUUACCAGGUAAGGCCCACUGAGCUAUAUCGCUUUUUCUCAGCAGUGACCUGGCCAUAUGAUAUCUCACCAAAGUGCAUUUUUAACGUGGAAAUUUACAGCAGCCAAAUACUCUAAGUGCACAUUGAUUCUAAAUGUAGAGGGCGGGGAAACAUGAAUACCAGGAGAAAACAUCCACUUGCCACCAGAACAUGCAAACUCCAAAUAUACAAGUGUCAGGGUCGGCAUCGAACCCACACACUCCUAUAUACCAGGCGAUGGAAUUGGCAUUUCGCCACCGUGGUGGAUAUUUUACCACUUUAUCAUGCUUGUCCAUUGUGGAAUGGUGAAGGUGGGAGCAUACGCUUCGGAGUAUUGAAGUAAAGUACAACUGGAUUUUUUUCUACGUUUCUCAUUUGCAUACUGCUUUUGCCGAUGACAAUCUGUCCAUUAUGGUUGCCCAUCCAAGUGUUAUCGAGACGCAACUUUGCUUGGCGAUCUGUAGCCGAGAUUGGUGAUUUGGUCCUGGGAUGUGUUCAAGACACGAACGUUAGUGUAAAAGUCCCACUCAAUUUGUAUCGUAAUCUCUGCGUUUGUGUGGAGGUCAGAGUCUCGAUUCAAAGCGCUACCCAGCAUGCUGUGCUGUCCACCCUGUCACUUCUUAAUAUGUUUUGUACUGUCCCACAAUCGCAGUUAUGAACCAAACAACGCCAACACGUGCACAAUAAAGCACACUCGCCGGCACAAAGUUGUCCUGAACGGCAAACAUGAGCGGAAUCCCCAGCAUGCUUGGCGUGUCAAGGUGACAUCCUGCUCGUAAACAUUCUACCCUGCGGAGUCUUUGGAAUGGCCGCUGGGUCAAGAGAGCCGAGAUUGUGGCAUCUUUAAUUUGGUAGCAGAACGUAUUCUUCCUUUACGGGUAAUGUAGAAUGCAGAGCAACAAACUACAAUUUCGCAUUCAGGUGUUCAAGCCCAGAUAGCCACAGCAGAGUGUAUCGCCGUGAUGUAUCUCCGUAUUUGUGGAUGGGCGCAUUGCGUCAUACGUUUUUUAGGCUCCGUUCUGGAUGACCACAGUCGCACACUUGCAGGGUUUAUAAUUUUCCCAUGUGUGCAUCGGGUAACCACAUUUGCCAUGGUUUCGUGCAGUGGAUGCGGUUUAGGGUAGACCAUGAGCUUGGUGGAAGAUCAAAACACGGAUCUUAUGCUGCGUUGGGUCUUUCCCAGCGUGCUGUUCGUGAGGUUCUCUUGAAUUCCAUUCAGCUCAAAUUAAUGGAGUUCAAAUUGCACAAAUGAAGGUAAUGAAACGAUGUACCCAUUUCCUGAUAUGUAGGAAUCAUUUGUAUAGUGUGGCCAUUUACUGCUUAAAUGUGUGUAUAUACCGUGCGCACGUACAUUAACGGACACUUCUGUAGCGGCGUGUCGGUGACUGUCUCCACAGCUGAUUGUGUUUGGCACCUCCAGAUGAUUGUAAAAUUCAGGAAUUGAACAACUCCAACGUCCCGCCCAUCAUCAAUGUACCCUUCAUAUUGCGUGCGCCCCCCCCCCCCCCCAUGCAGUGGGGGGGGGGGGGGAGCAGAUCACGUAUAUAAAAUGUGUGGUACACCCUCCUCUACCCGACAUGGCCAAUCAAUGAAGUUGUCACGUGAUGGACAAACGUGCUCCAAUGUCCAUAACAGGUUUUUAUUGGGUUAGAUUGUGUAAAUAUAAAUGUGUCGUUAAACCCGCCACCACCCUACACGGCCAAUUAGUAAAGUUUUUAACGUAAACAGAACCAGAUGUGUUGCUGCCGCCUGAUGAAGUUGGUUGUAAUUGUUUGCGAAACGUCGAACUAAAAUUGUAAAUGUUAUGGAUUUACUCUCCAACAUCGGUGUGCUAUACUAGCAGCGAAUUGGCAUGUUCUGUUCACGUGACAAACAUUACUAAUUGGCUGUCGGGUGGUGGCGGGAUUAACAAAACAUUUACGCGACCUAACCCAAAAACGUUAUGGAUAAUCUUGGUCGCGAAAGCCGACGUGUUUUAAACGUGCUAUUAAUGUGUUACUGUUUGAGCUCCCCAACACGAGUGGUGUGCUGAAGAGGUAAACAAUAUGCAGAUAUGUCCUUACCUAAAAUCAAUAAUA
Messenger RNA from Lethenteron reissneri (Far Eastern brook lamprey), 8956 nucleotides. RefSeq names its product transcription factor Sox-7-like. Gene Ontology annotation, molecular function: DNA-binding transcription activator activity, RNA polymerase II-specific; RNA polymerase II cis-regulatory region sequence-specific DNA binding. The record is from RefSeq and is a predicted model, not a curated record. Gene Ontology annotation, cellular component: nucleus. Gene Ontology annotation, biological process: positive regulation of transcription by RNA polymerase II; cell differentiation. NCBI's taxonomy places the organism in Eukaryota, Metazoa, Chordata, Hyperoartia, Petromyzontiformes, Petromyzontidae.